Molecule: messenger RNA, 3634 nt
Organism: Notolabrus celidotus (New Zealand spotty)
Lineage: Eukaryota; Metazoa; Chordata; Actinopteri; Labriformes; Labridae
Gene: slc38a7
Product: solute carrier family 38 member 7
Exons: 12
Coding region: 297-1670 (457 amino acids)
Biological process (GO): amino acid transmembrane transport
Molecular function (GO): L-asparagine transmembrane transporter activity; L-histidine transmembrane transporter activity; L-serine transmembrane transporter activity
Source: RefSeq, a predicted model, not a curated record
AACUCUGGUCACGUGACAAAGUGUCACAUGCUCUCCAGCUUUGUACGCGCUGCCCAAACACAGCUCAGUCAUUACCUGCUGUGGAGGAGCCUGAGAGAUACUGGAGCUGACUGUGGGGCUCCAUCAUUACUGACUGCUGAGAAACAUCUGCUUCCUCCUGGUGACUGUGGAUCUUAAGACAUUGGACACACGGUCUUGAAUGCGGCUGACUUCCUCAUUGGAUACAGCGAGUUGGACCUACAUUUUCUGGUGUGUGUGUGUGAGGCUAAGCAGGCCGAGCUUCAGCCUGUGGACUCAUGGCGAUUAACGCUGACGUGGAGGACUGGGCCGGUGUCGGGAGUCAUGACUCUGGAGAACGGGCAUGGCUCCUGCAGAGUCCCAGCGUGGAUUCUAUCCAGCACCCUGAGAUGGACACGAGAAGGAACGGCGGGGUGUCGUCUUUGGGAGCAGUGUUUAUCGUGGUGAACGCAGCCCUUGGAGCUGGUCUGUUAAAUUUUCCCGCAGCCUUCAACAUGGCAGGAGGUGUAACCGCAGGAGUGAUGCUACAAAUGUUCAUGCUGGUCUUCAUAAUCAGUGGACUGGUGAUCCUCGGCUACUGCUGCCAGGUCAGUAAUGAACGGACCUAUCAGGAGGUUGUCCGAGCCUCUUGUGGUAAAGUCACAGGAGUCCUAUGUGAAGUGGCAAUUGCUAUCUACACCUUUGGGACUUGCAUCGCUUUCUUUAUCGUCAUUGGAGACCAGCUAGAUCGCUUGAUCGCAGCUGCGGGGCACGGUGAGGGCGAAGAAGUCAAAACCCUCUGGUACACUGACCGCAAAUUUACCAUAGUUGUUACUGCAGUCCUGGUUAUUUUACCACUCUCCAUUCCCAAAGAGAUUGGCUUUCAGAAGUAUGCCAGUACACUGAGUGUGAUGGGAACCUGGUACGUGACCGUCGUGGUCAUUAUAAAGUACCUCUGGCCGGAUAGAGAGAUCACUCCGGGGUACAUUCCCACCAGUGCUUCUUCCUGGACUGCAGUUUUCAAUGCAAUGCCCACCAUAUGCUUUGGUUUCCAGUGCCAUGUCAGCUGUGUGCCGGUGUUCGACAGCAUGAAGAAAAAAGAGCUCAAACCUUGGGGGCUGGUGGUCACUCUGAGCAUGAUAAUCUGUCUCUUCGUUUACACAGGAACAGGUGUCUGUGGCUUCCUGACAUUUGGCUCUAAUGUCAGUCAGGAUGUGUUGAUGUCGUACCCCUCUGAUGAUAUUGCUGUGGCCAUUGCCAGAGCUUUUAUUGUCAUCUGUGUCAUCACCUCCUACCCCAUUUUACACUUUUGUGGCAGGGCGGUCAUUGAAGGACUCUGGCUGCGCUUCCAAGGCGAGCAGGUGGAGGUGUGUGUACGACGUGAGCGGAGGAGGAGGAUCCUGCAGACGCUGGUGUGGUUUGUCGUCACCCUCGUCCUCGCACUCUUCAUCCCUGAUAUCGGCCGGGUGAUCUCGUUGAUUGGAGGAUUAGCAGCCUGCUUUAUCUUUGUCUUCCCAGGUUUGUGUUUGAUGCAAGCCAAGCUGGCAGAGACUGACAACCGAUCUGCAAGCUGGCAUGGAUUGGUGGGCUUCGGCAUUGUCAUGGUUACACUUGGAGCUUUCAUCUUUGGCCUCACCACGACCAACUCCAUCUAUCAAGACGUCAUCAGCUAAAAGGAACAUCUAAAGCGGAGCCAGUAUAGUCCUAAAUCUUGAAGACAGAGGAGGGAGCGUUCAGUCCUCUGCUGCUAUUCUGAACUGAUGGAGAAGGUGGAGAAGAAUCUCAUGACACUUUAAAAAAAAAAUCAGGUCCUCUGCAUCAUAACACCACCCUGCUCCAUAAGUCCUUACUCUGUCAGGUUGUUGGAAAAUACCCACAAUGCCAAGUGACUUCAGACACUUUGCCUUUUAUGUUAUGUACAGUUUGGCUGCAUGUUUUAAUGUUUUUAUGACGGCUUGAACGUGCAGUAAAAACAGUUUUAGUUUAGACGUGAGGCACAGAUUUCCUCUGUCUGUCUCUGGACCUUGUACAGGCAGCACAUUCCUAUUGUACUUAUAGAGCUGAGGACUUUGUACAGGUGCAAUCGAAUUGAUUUUAAUCAUGAACUUGUCCCAAUUUCUGUAUUUUAAAUGCAUGUUUACAACACUUUUAGUUUGAAACGACAUGCUCCCAGUUCCAUCCAACUGAGUGGUGGAAACGCACACGACUAGUUACAGCAUCAUUACUGAUGGAUGUGUAAAAUGCAGGACUGGGUAAACGUAGUAGGUGCCUCCCAGUAGAGGUUUUUUAAUCAUUUGGGCAAAGCAAACUCGUAUUUCUUUUUAAAUUACAUUUUGGAGCUUCUGUUUUUUUCUUGGUUUCUUGUAAGUUUUCUUAUUUUAAAGUCAGAGGUGCUGUGAUGAUUUGACAGUUGGCUUUGAGGUUGAAUCAUUUUCAGUAGAACGAAUUUAGUCUCAGUUGGGCCUGCAUGCCUUUUUGAUAGAUGAGUUAUGUUAGGAAUGUAUGGAGCAGUUGACAUAGAGGUUGAAAACUACAGCAGCAUGCCUCCCCAAACACUAAGCGCUGCAGUGCAGUGUGUCCAACAUUAGAAGCACCACAAUGCAAAAUAUCUCAUGAGGGCCAACAAUGGGGGUUGGAAAAUUAUACUUGAUGAAUGUACAAGAGAAAUCAAUACAAGCUGCACAAAAUGGUUUUCAUAUUAUCUACAGAAAACUGUCAGCUUCAGUCAGGCAGCAGACAGCUUGAGUUGGUGUCAAGUGUUUGUUUUUGUACUUGAAUCAUUGAAUUGUUUAUAGUUUCAGGAAGUUAGAAUUUAUUUUUUUUGCCUAAAACCAAACUGUGAGCUUUCUUUUGCUUUUUUAAACCCCAUGAUACAAGACUGUAACUUUAACUGAAGAUAUUUGAAGCAAUUAUUGAUCAUUGAGUUGAAUUGAAAGUUAAACAUAUUAAAUUACUUUUUUUAAAUAAAGUGUAAAAGCAGCAAAAUCCAAUUUCAAAUGAGAAAAAUCGACAAAGACAAAAAUCGCAAAGACAUGGAUCAAGAGUAUACUGAGUAUUCACUCCUUCGUUUUACUUUUUUUUUUUAACUAUAAAGGAUAAUUAUCUCAGAGUGUUUGGAUCUGGAUCAAAAUCUUAGCAGUCUUUUGUUUUUACUGUUUAUGUGGGUUUUAUGAAAUCCAAAAAUAUGAGGGACAGCAACUGUAAAAGGGAUCUUCAUCCCCCCUAAAAGCAAUAAUGUUGUAUUGACUCUAAUUGUAAAAAGGAAAGGAACUACAAGCCAAAACAGGAGUGCUGUCUGAACAGAGAGAAAUGUUUUAAUCUCUUCCACAUUUGUUUUUGUUGCUGAAAUAAAACUUUUCUUUAAUGGUUUGGGUUUAAGCAAUAUUUGACAAGGUUGUAAUAUUUUUUAAAUAUAGUUUUGAUGUUGAUGAAAACGGUGGAUUUCUUAUUGUUAAUCAGAUUUACUGUUUUAAGCCAAAUGAGUCCACUUUUUCCUCCAGUGCAUCUUUAAUCCAAAGAUCAUGUGUCCCUGUUGUCUCAGAGAGUUAACAUGGAAACCUUAAGAUCAUGUAAAGUUCAAUGGCAGUGCUUUAAAUAAAACUUCCUGUGAUAUUUCAAUAAAAGAACUACAACCAAG